GUCACAUUUGUGCUGCGUGUAUAACAUGCCAGAAGCAGCUCUGGUGUAAUUCAGUACAUUAUGGCCUUUUCUAACAUCUCCACUGACUCGUUAAAGAAAAAGAUCGACGAGGUUCGAAGUUUUCUGUCCGUGUCAUUGCGCAUCGCGAACGCGCACACUGUAGAUUUCUACACGCGCGAUGUGUGGCGCGCGUUCAUGGCUGUGGAUCCUGAGGAGGUUUUAACCGCGGUUAAUUCCGAUCGUGACCGCACGGUGGCGCCAGAAGUGAACACUAGUUUCGGGUUCUGCGAUGUCAGUAAGAAGUUGGUGGAUGUGUCGGCUCUGCUGAGGGCUGCUGAAGCACACUCUCUGCCAGGCCUGGGAGUCUGUGUGCAGCGGCAGACACUGAUAGACACGCUGAGAGUGAUGGGUGGAGACACCCAAGAUGGGACGUCAGGUGGACCUCUCCUACCUGAUGAGUUCAUGAACUCUAAGAAGGCUCAUGAGGUGCCAGCUAUGGCUGAAGUGGUGGCUGCUUUAUCUAGAUACUGCAGAGUCAAACAGGUUAUAGAUGUGGGCUCAGGUAAAGGUUACCUGUGCUCUUUCCUCUCCAUGCAGUACAGCCUGCAGGUGUUUGGCAUCGACUGCUCCAGCACAAACACGCGUGGUGCUCAGGAGAGGAACAGGAAACUGAAGAAGUUUUCCAGAGCCUACCAAAAGCAUGGACAAGUCCGGAGUAACCAGGAAGUUCCAAAUAAAGACAUGAGAGACAGACAAGAAAAUGAUGAUGAACAGGAAGAGAGAAUGCAAGGCCAUCAUAGACCCAGACGUUCUCAUGAGCCGAAAGAUGAGCAGUAUGGUGCAGAAGAGAAGAGAGAAAUCAAAAAGCAUGCCAGAAAUAAUCACAUGGCUGAAGCUCAGUCCUCUUCUUCAUCAGAUCUGGACAAGGAUGCUCUCUCAGCCUUGAGUGGUUCCAGAGAAUCAGAACCAACAAACGCUGAUAUAGAGAACCCCUUUUUCACAGCGUUAGCGCCUGAUAUUGUGGAGCAAGCCUCCCCUCGGGUUCCCCCCAGCCAGCUGAGCGCAGAGGAGAGAGAGAGGAGGAAGAGAGAGAACCUUGAGAGGAAGGCACGGGAUGGAAAAGGCAACAGUGACACCAAAAACCUGUACUCACCUCUGACGUCUUAUGUUACAGCUGAAACAGAGCUUAGGACACUUAUUAGAGAGCUGGAGAAUGCGGUCAUGGUGGGCUUGCAUACGUGUGGAGAUCUGGCUCCCAGCACACUGCGCAUGUUCGAGGCCAAACAGGAGCUUCAGGCCGUGUGCAGCGUGGGUUGUUGCUACCACCUCCUCUCUGAGGAGUUUGACGAAGAUGCACAGGAGUGUGAGAGUGGUGUGUAUGGGUUUCCCAUGAGUCAAUAUCUACGGGACCAGGCGUGCUUCUGUGGGCGGAAUGCCAGAAUGUCUGCAUGUCUCGCUCUUGAGAGAGUAUCAGUUGGAGGAGGGCUUCCUAUUGAAUCGCUCUUCUAUCGGGCUGUUCUUCAUGUUAUUUUACAGGAUCACUAUGACGCCCAUAAAAGUGAGAAGCGUGUUGGGAAUGUUUAUUCCAAAGCGUCGUCAUUUGUGGACUAUGUGAGGAGAGCUCUCAGGAAACUAGAAUUGGACGAAUCAAAGCUCUCAGACAGUGUGAUUCAGAGCUACCAUGACCUGUACACCUCUAGGAAGAAUGAGAUGGUGGCCUUCAACAUGUUAAAGGUGACUUUGGCUCCCUGUAUUGAAGGUCUUAUCCUGCUGGACCGUCUGUGCUACUUGAAGGAACGGGAGAAUGUGGCCUACUCCACUCUGGUGCAGCUCUUCGACCCACUCCUGUCCCCUAGAUGUUACGCUAUUGUCGGAAUAAAGGGUCCUGGUAUUUUAUAAAACCCAAACAUGUUUUACCUCAAGUCUGUUUUUUUAUUGUAGUCCUAUU
This is a messenger RNA of Ictalurus furcatus (blue catfish), 1948 nucleotides long. It is a transcript of the gene mettl25, whose product is annotated as methyltransferase like 25. The record is from RefSeq and is a predicted model, not a curated record. The coding region runs from base 61 to 1899 and encodes 612 amino acids. The transcript is spliced from 12 exons. NCBI's taxonomy places the organism in Eukaryota, Metazoa, Chordata, Actinopteri, Siluriformes, Ictaluridae.